Molecule: messenger RNA, 1125 nt
Organism: Meira miltonrushii
Lineage: Eukaryota; Fungi; Basidiomycota; Exobasidiomycetes; Exobasidiales; Brachybasidiaceae
Exons: 1
Coding region: 201-1061 (286 amino acids)
Biological process (GO): GDP-mannose biosynthetic process
Molecular function (GO): mannose-1-phosphate guanylyltransferase (GTP) activity
Source: RefSeq, a predicted model, not a curated record
AUUCAACGCCUAAAUUCUUGUUGGAUCUAGAAGGUAGUGGGGAUACGCUUUUACAAAGUACAGUGAAAAGGUUAAACGCACUUACGCCGAACAAAAGAACCAUUAUUGUCACUGGAAAAAAACACAAAGAAAGUGUUUUAACACAAUUAUCAGAGCUUCCAACUUCCAACAUUUUGAGCGAGCCAUGCCCAAAAGACAGCAUGGCAGCUUUAGCGUUAGCAGCUGCAGAAAUUGCACAAAAAGACGAAGAAGCAGUCAUUGCAUCAUUUCCAGCCGACCAUCUCAUUCGAACGGCUGAUGACAAUUUCUACGAAGCAGUUAUAAAGGCAUAUGAAAUUGCAAAACAAUCGGACAGACUUGUCACAAUCGGCUUGCAUCCGACAUUUGCUUCAACUGCCUUUGGAUAUAUUCACAAAGGGUCAAUCAUCGAACAACAAGGUGAAGCGGAUAUACACACCGUCAAUUCGUUUAAAGAAAAGCCGAAUGAAUCUUUGGCUGCUGAAUUUAUUGCAAGUGGAACAUACGUUUGGAAUGCAGGGAUGUUUGUUUGUAAGGCAAGCACCUUGUUGCAAAUGCUUCAAGAACAUCACAAUGAACUUUUUACCGGAAUCACUGAGAUCUCUCGUCUUUUUACAGAGAGUAAAAAUAAACAAGGCUUGCAAAAAGAAGCGAUAGACAGACAAAUUGAUCAAGCCUGGAAUAAUCUUCCCGCAAUCUCAAUUGACCAUGCGAUCGCUGAACCGGUAGCCGCGCAAAAUCGAAUGGCUGUAGUAUGUGCAAGUCUUGAUUGGAAAGAUGUGGGCGAUUUUGCUUCUCUUUCGGAAAUUCAUAGCUCGGGAACUGAUGAUAUUCGUGUAUUAGGCGAUGUGAAUUUGGUUCAAGCAACAGAAUCCUCUGGGUUUUUCGUUCCAGGCUCCAGGCGUUUAAUUGCUUGUCAUGGUUUAAAGGACGUGGCAAUCAUUGAUACGCCUGACGCUCUUUUGGUCACCACCACAGCCGAGGCUCAAAAUAUUAAAAAAUUGGUGGGCAAAUGCAAAAAAGCGUUUGAACACGUUUCUUGAUACUUUUUCUUUGUUCUGUACCUUCUUGCUUGCAUAUAGACAUUCUUCUUGGUUUGAAUAAAAU